GCUGGUGCGCAUCCGAGGGUACGAAUACAUCACAACACGUCCGACGGAGCGCGAAAAACGUCCACUUCACGCCCACGCGAGUGCAAACAUUUUCGUGCAAUUGUAGGUUUUUUUUUCUUGUGAAAUUUUUAUUGGAGUUUUUUUUUUUUAUUGUUUGCCUGUUGAUUCUCGCUGAUGAUGUUGGGUCUUCGGGAACUCUGAGUGAUGUGCAGCGAUCAGUGGUUGACAAUUUGAGGAUCGAAUUAUUGAUUAAGGUUGACGGAUCGUGUGAUAUGGUAUACGUGUGCUAAGUGAUGAACCUCGGUUUUUUUGCACGGGGUGGUUGUAGUGCAGAUUAUUCAGAGACUUCAACGCGUGGCGCGGAACGAUCGACUUGGGAAUACAGCGGUGUGCGGAGACGGUUUUUGUGGAGAGACAGCCCAACCCUCGGCCGCCGUCAGAUUGAUCGAAACCAUUGGAUCACAAUACAGAAUCACGAGGGAAACACCUUGAAUUGGCCUGCACUUGGUGGAAAUAAUUUCGAUUCGUGCUAUGAUCAGCAUGGAAUUAUCGGGCCACGGGACGCAGCAUGGGGCACUCCAUCUCGGCGUGGGUGUCAACCCGGGGGAUCCCGCCCUAGCCGCUAUCCAUUCUCACCACCAGGACUCACUGGGAAUGCAGCAUCACAAUCACACCGGCAUCGGGAAUGGAGAUGAUGGCAGCCACGGCGGCAACGGCCAAGACGGUGA
Fopius arisanus is the source of this 728-nucleotide messenger RNA. RefSeq lists its product as uncharacterized. The transcript has 3 exons. The coding region runs from base 294 to 695 and encodes 133 amino acids. The record is from RefSeq and is a predicted model, not a curated record. Lineage: Eukaryota; Metazoa; Arthropoda; Insecta; Hymenoptera; Braconidae.